GCCGGGAUGCUAUUGACGUGGAGCGCUGUGCUUUGUUUACGCAUCUCCAGCGGCGGCGCUAAGCGGGCCAAGGCGGUCAGGCGCCGCAACGGAAAAACAACAGCCCCGCGGGUGCCAAUUGGCCGCCGUGGAUUGACGAGACCGCUCUUUUGUCUCGCGGCCUCGCUGUCUCAUCUCCUCCUUCUCUUCUCUCCCAAUUUCCCUUCCCCUUAACACCCAACAUUUAUUUUUUACUCUAUAGAUUUCGUUCAAGAUGUUCCUUUCUGAGAUGUAGAGGGCUGCAGCUUCGGCUGCAUCUUUGUCGCUCUUUCUCGUGGCAAAGGCCAAAACUCGAUCUGGGUACAGACUUUCAUUCCACACCGCCCAACGCCCCGCUAUGCCUCACAAGCAGAAGAAGAAUCACAAUCAUGCCCUCAAGAACGGCUCCCCCCGGGCGGAGAAAAAGCAAUUAGAUCCCGAAUCCACUCUUUUUGCUUCUCCAGUCCUAGCUCCGACGAACUAUCAGGAGAUCCAUAAGAACGAAGUUGAAGCUCUACAGUCAAUAUAUGGCGAUGACUUUGAAGAAGUACAGCACAGGCGGUCCGCCUGGCAGCAAUCCUCCGAUGUCUCGUUCAAGCUUCAUUUGCGAGCUUCGUCUAACCCGGAAGUUCGUCUCGAAUUACUGGUCGAACUGCCGGCCACCUACCCCAAAACCUAUCCGAACCUAUCCUUGGAAAAUCUAGAAGACCUACGUCAUGGAGCACAAUCGAGAAUCCAAGAUAUUAUUCAAAGCAAGCCUAAAACGUUACUCGGUACCGAGAUGAUUUACGAGCUAGCAGUAUCCAUCCAAGACGUUUUGGAGGAUGUAGCUCAGGCACGCGCUCAAGAUCAGGAUCUCCCUAGUUUGGAGGAAGAGCGAAUGGUACAAGAAGCAGCAGCCGUCCAACGAGCCGAGUUAGAAAGACAGGAAGAGCUCCGGCAACAGGAAGCUGCAACAGCAGAAGAGGAACGGGCAUUGCAACAGCUGUUAGAAGAUAGGGAACGAACAAAGGCACGGCUUUCGAGACGAAAGAGUCGAACAUCUGGAAUGGAUUCCUAUGGUACCAACGAUAUCGCUAGCAAUAUCCCGGGCGCAAUUUUCUUUGAACAGCAACUUGUCGUGAACAAUACAGACGAGCAACCGUUGGUCUUCCGAGCUGUUUACGGGAAAACAUUACUUCGAAGCGCCUACCACAAGGAGACAUUUACUGUGAGACCCGUUGUUUCUGAGAGUCGUUCUUAUGCCCCUCUUCUUGUAUUGAAAGAGCUCUUUCUGGACGAGGAGGGCCCAGAGACUUUGGCAUUUCGGGAGCAAAUGCGUACCAGUGAAGACAAGCUGGAGGCAUUGAAACGGCUACGUCAUCCAAAUCUUGUGGAUUUUGUUGGGUUCAAAAUACAUCGACCAAUCAGUCCGUACGAAUCUAAUGAGAACACAUGGAAGGUCCAUGCCCUUGUUGAGCAUGCCAACAAGGGUUCGUUGUCCGAAUUCCUGGAUAUCGUGGGAGCCGUUCCCGUUGAAACACUCCGUAGCUGGAUGAUCCAGCUUCUCGAGGCUCUUGAGUUUUAUCACCGCAGUGGCUUCGUCCAUGGUAAUAUCCACACUGGGCGCAUACUGCUAUUUAGAAACCUCUCCGGAGCAACCAUCGUGAAGCUGCAGGCUAGCAUUGAGGAAGCUCUGCCUGACCCUGCAGGCGGAAAACGGUCACUAACGACCCCCAAGUCACCAUUUUGGCUGCCUCCAGAGUUGACUCAGGAAGGUUCGCCGCCGACAAUGAAAACUGAUGUCUGGGAUCUGGGCAUAGCUUUUCUCCAAAUGGGGUUUGGAAAAGACGUUUUGACUCGAUAUACUUCAGCUAAUUCCUUGAUGGGAACUCUGGGGCUGUCUCCUGCUUUACAAGAUUUGCUGCAUGAAUUCUUUAGGCCAGACCCCAAGAAACGACCAACGGCUUUCCAACUUCAACCCUCGGAGUUUUUCCGUGUUGACACACCUUUGAUUGCGCGCACCAGUGCUUCGAGCUCAAUGUCGCUGCCGAGACGUCCGCGUCUUGACUCUCUCGGAGGCUUCCCCGCCUUUUCGCGAUACAAUCAAGACUUUGACGAAGCUGGCCGCUUGGGCAAAGGUGGCUUUGGCCAAGUUGUGAAAGCAAGGAAUAAGCUUGAUGGCCGCUUCUAUGCCGUUAAAAAGAUAUCACAAAAGUCAGCUGCUGCAUUGAAGGACACAUUGUCAGAAAUCAUGCUACUCUCGCGCCUCAAUCAUCCGUACGUAGUACGUUACUAUACUGCCUGGCUGGAGGAGGACUAUAACCACGUAGAUGAAGAUGCUAUUUCGUCUACGGGACGGUCCGGGGAUUCCGAACGGUCUACAGAAGGCGACCUAUUUGCCAGCAGAGAUCCAAACAGUUUUGGCUACAGUACGAGCGGCCUUGAUUUCAUCAGCUCUAGUGGCUAUCCGAAGAUUCAGUUUGGUUCGGACAGUGACGAAGAACACGAUGGAUCGGUGUCCAAUCGAGUCAGGGAGGAAACGUCUGAAACGUAUGGGUCUGAAAGUGAUUCAGAGACGGAACUUAGUCGAGUAAGGUCUAACUCGCAAGGGAGACCUGUUUACACCACGCUUUAUAUACAGAUGGAGUAUUGUGAAAAGCACACUCUUCGUGAUUUGAUAAAGAAUGGCCUGUACGAUGAUGUUGAUAGCAUCUGGCGGCUGUUUCGCCAGGUACUUGACGGACUGAGCCAUAUUCACAGUCAUGGUAUCAUACACCGCGAUCUGAAACCGGACAACAUCUUCAUUGACAUGGCCAACAACCCGCGCAUCGGAGAUUUUGGCCUUGCAACCAGUGGUCAGUUUAUGACCGCUGUACGCUCGUCUACAGCCGCCGAUUUCGAGGGAAACUUUACUCGCAGUUUAGGAACAACUUACUACGUUGCACCCGAAAUGAAGUCUGGUUUUACGGGUCAUUAUAAUGAGAAGGUUGAUAUGUAUUCUUUGGGCAUUAUCUUCUUCGAGAUGUGUCAUCCAUUGCCAACGGGUAUGGAACGUGACCAGACACUGAGGGAAAUGAGGGAGAAGGACCACGUUCUUCCUUCCACGUUCCAGCAUUCAGAGAAGGUAAUCCAAGGCAAAAUUAUUGAAUCACUGCUCAGUCACAAUCCAAGUGAACGUCCAUCGGCAGGAGAACUUCUUCACAGUGGGAACAUCCCUCUCCAGGUUGAAGAAGAGACUUUCAGACGAGCCAUUGUGCACUUGCUCUCAGAUCCAAACUCUCCAGACUACAAAAAGAUUUUCUCGGCGAUAUUCUCUCAAUCGCCUAAGAAGUUCGAGGACAUUGCCUGGGACAUGGACUCCCGCGGAGCACCAGCGGCCAAUGAGUUGCUGAUCCGGGGCCUGGUCAAAGAAAGACUAACUUCGAUAUUCCGCAAACACGGAGCUGUGGAGACUGCAAGACAGAUGCUUUUCCCCCGGUCUCAACACUAUAACAAUGGUGCUGUGAGGCUCCUGGAUCCAUCUGGCAAUCUACUUCAAUUGCCCUUUGACCUGACUCUACCGAACGCGCGUGCAAUCCCUCGCCAAGAUCCCUCUCUGGAGAAAACAUUCGCUUUUGGAACUGUUUAUAGAGAUAUGCCCCACGGUGGCGAGCCUAGGACGCAUAAAGAGGUCGAUUUUGAUAUUGUGUCCCACGACGCUCUGGAUCUGGCAUUGAAAGAAGCGGAAGUAAUCAAGGUACUUGACGAAAUCAUCGAAGAAUUUCCGCCCCUGAGGUCGACAUCAAUGUGCUUCUUGAUAAAUCAUUCGGAUUUGCUCCAGCUCAUCAUGGAGUUCUGCCGCAUCACACCCUCUCAAAUUCCAUUGGUGAAAGAGGUCGUCAGCAAGUUAAAUGUUGGCAAGUGGACAAUGCAAAAGAUCAGGAGCGAACUUCGAUCUCCCGCAAUCGGUGUCGCCUCUACCUCGCUGGAUGAUCUCGCAAGGUUCGACUUCAGAGACUCUCCGAAGCAAACACAAAAAAGGCUACGGGCAAUCAUGGAGGGCACCGAAUUUGCUGAACGAUUGACACCGAUAUUUGGACGCUUGAACCUACUCGUCGCCUACUUGCAACGAUUCAGCGUAAAGCGAAAGAUCUACUUCAAUCCUCUCAGCAGUCUGAACGACAAAUUCUUCAAGGGCAGUGUCCUUUUCCAGUGCGUGUUCGAUAAUAAGAGGCGGGAUGUUUUCGCUGCAGGAGGACGGUAUGACCGCCUCGUGCAAGAAUUUUGUCCAAAAGCCUUGGCGAGCCGUUCCCAGACACAUGCCGUGGGCUUCAAUCUGAGUUGGGAUAGGCUCAGUUCAGCGAUGCUUGAAUACCUGAAAGGCUCGACCAAGAUUUCUACCAAGCAUCCUGAGACGGAGACUGGGGCCUUUUGGAAGACUCGCCGGUGUGAUGUACUCGUUGCCAGUUUUGAUUCCACUGUUUUGCGCACGACGGGCGUCAAGAUAACCCAGGACUUGUGGGCAAAUGACGUCAGUGCAGAGCUGGCUGUAGAUGCCACCUCACUUGAAGAACUUUUGACCAAAUAUAAGGACCAUAACCAUAGCUGGAUUGUCAUUGCAAAGCAGGACAGCAAGGAGCGGGGGUUUAAAGUCAAGAGUCUCGUGCCAAAGGAAGAAUUUGACAUCAGGAGCUCGGAGCUUAUAGGUUGGCUUCGGCAUGAGAUUCGAGCGCGCAAUCAACGCGAGGGGACUCUUGACCAGACAAAACAGCCCAGGUUGCCCAAUCAGCCUGAUCCAAUCAGUUUACAUAGUGAACGGGCCAACGAUGUGCGAAUCCUGGUACCCCAGCACAGGAGCAAGAAGAGUAAUAGAAGGAACAUUGUUGAGUCUGCUCUUUUCCGUUCCCGCGAAGUCGUUGAGCAGGCGCUACAGGGCCCUAUUGUGGCCAUUGAUACCCGAGAUGAGGUGCUCGAGACCAUUCGAGACACUCGUCUAUCGGACCCCGAUAGUUGGCGCACUGUGAUUCAACAUGCGCCCCUGACUGAGCGAAAAUACCUCAGUCAGGUUCAUGAGCUUCUCUGCGAUCUUGCUAAUGAGAGUUCUGCAGUUGCUGAUAGCACGGGUAGCUUCAACAAUGUCUUUAUAUAUAGUUACCGCACAGGAUCGUGUCUAAAUUAUGAUCUUGGGCGCACGGCAGACAGGUAAGGUGGGUAGGAAGGGGUAUAAAAGAGAAAAAGGCAAAAAAAA
Molecule: messenger RNA, 5227 nt
Organism: Aspergillus wentii DTO 134E9
Lineage: Eukaryota; Fungi; Ascomycota; Eurotiomycetes; Eurotiales; Aspergillaceae
Gene: cpcC
Product: putative protein kinase (Gcn2)
Exons: 7
Coding region: 377-5185 (1602 amino acids)
Biological process (GO): regulation of translational initiation by eIF2 alpha phosphorylation; DNA damage checkpoint signaling
Molecular function (GO): protein binding; eukaryotic translation initiation factor 2alpha kinase activity; ATP binding
Source: RefSeq, a predicted model, not a curated record